AUGGAAGAGUCUUCGUACACUGGUCUCCCUACUAGCCACUUGCUCGGUUCAGUUCCCGCUGUCAUAGUUGAAGAAGAUAAUGCCACGAAACAUGUGGUUACCAAUGGAGGAGACAGAGGACGAGAAGGACAUCAAACUCCUGGCAUUCCUACUGAAGCCUUUGAACAACAGCCAACAAACAACUGGAGGGGAUUCUUUAGUGUAUCUUCUUAUUCACAGUAUUUCAAUGUAGAUACAGAUGCUGUUAUGACCAGAUUGAUAAGUUCCUUGAAUCCAGUUGGUGGAGACUUCUUCAGCAAGAUAGAUGCCAACCCUGAUUUAUAUGGGCUUAUAUGGAUCUCAACGACAUUGAUUUUUGUACUUGCCUCACUUGGAAAUCUUGCCACAUUCCUUAUGCAAAAACAUGCAGAUGGCGGAACCUCAUGGAGCUUUGAUGUUAGCUAUAUGAAUGUGGCUGCAUGGUCUAUCUAUGGUUAUGCAAUAGUGGUCCCCGUGGCAUACUACUUCUUCCUUCAGUAUAUGGGUUCAAAUGCUAGCCUUAUAAGGUUUUGGUGCAUGUGGGGAUAUUCUCUUUCCAUUUUCAUCAUCUCUUCGUUUUUGUUGAUAAUUCCAGUUGAGAUUCUUCGGUGGAUCAUAACGCUCCUUACCGGUGUUGCGUCAGCUAGCUUUGUUGCCUUAAACCUGAGAUCUUACAUUGAAGGCAAUGAUUUUUCAGUGGCGAUUAUUGCUGCUUUUUUCUUGCAAAUAGGUCUGGCAGUCUUCAUCAAGGUUUGGUUCUUUGCAUAG
Molecule: messenger RNA, 786 nt
Organism: Lathyrus sativus (Indian pea)
Lineage: Eukaryota; Viridiplantae; Streptophyta; Magnoliopsida; Fabales; Fabaceae
Source: the annotation of a GenBank genome assembly